Symbiodinium sp. CCMP2456 is the source of this 1188-nucleotide messenger RNA. The record is from the annotation of a GenBank genome assembly. NCBI's taxonomy places the organism in Eukaryota, Dinophyceae, Suessiales, Symbiodiniaceae.
AUGCCCAUACGGAAUGUUUCCAACGCAACCGAGCCACUGGGCCUUGACUGGCAAGCCCGGGGGCCACCGGCGGCUUCCGAGCACCACGAAAGCACUUCGUUGUCAAGUUUCUUCGUCCCAUUGCUGCUCUCCGCGGCCGGGCUGCUGGAGGACGCCGCAACGUGGGAGUGGGAAGGCCUGCCGUGGUUCCGAACGAGCCGGGAGGCGCUAACACGAAGGAGGCAGCGUGGCGCCGUGGCGGCACUGGCCAUUGAGAACCACUACCUCACGGCGAGCUCGCAGGAAUCGUUGCUUUUGAGCUUCGCCGGGGACGCAGGUGCCGCACAGAUCUCGCGAGGGGCCGCGGCGCUGGGGAGCGCGAACGCGUCCCCCAACCAGCAUGCCGACCCGCGUCAGGAGCCUGACGUCGACGCCCACAUCGCCCACGUCGCCGGCGAGACGGCUCGAGCGUCGCGCGCUCGGGGAAGAGGACGGCGGGGCCGUGGGGGCCGCGGACGAGGACGCCGGCAACGUGGCUCCGUCGCGCCGGGCGACCCGGCGGCGCCGACACAGAUCGACACGGACAGUGACGCCGAUAGGCCGGUCCGAGCGGCACCUGCUCCACCCUCCCGGCACAGCUGCGCACGCACGGCACCCUUACACUCGCAUUUGCAAAGCUUGCGGGACGUCGCGCUGCUGAAGGAGUUUGAGAACCGAAUCUACACUUUUCAGUCCCCACCGCGUCAACUCCGCGGCCUUUUGCGGAACGCACUGCGCGUGUCGCUCGAAGCAAUCCGGGAUGGUGCCGGCACAGACCGCGAGUGCGAGGGAUGGAAGCUUUUUCUUCUGGCCCCCCGCAUGCUGUUAUACCGAACCCCGGGCACCACCCACGUCCCGCCCGAGGAGAUCAAGCGACGCGAACGUUUGUUUUGCGACGGCCAGUGGACGGAGCUACUCCGUGAGAGUGCGGGUGCCGCCCAACAGAUCCGGCCAGCUCGGGAGCCAAAGAGUGCGUGCCCCCAGAAGCUGGCUCUGAAGCCGACAUCCGUCGCCGGGCUGACCGCGCUCCGCGACCCCGCGCGUCGACCGCCGGCUGCGCAGGCACGACGCGGGGCCGCGGCGGGACCGUCCGGGUGUACCAACGAACACCUCAGGGUGCUCAUGGAUGAGGAGGCCACCGUGGUGCUUCUCGGGCACGCCGCUGACUAA